Molecule: messenger RNA, 1836 nt
Organism: Wyeomyia smithii (pitcher-plant mosquito)
Lineage: Eukaryota; Metazoa; Arthropoda; Insecta; Diptera; Culicidae
Gene: Tbce
Product: tubulin-specific chaperone E
Exons: 5
Coding region: 158-1747 (529 amino acids)
Molecular function (GO): protein binding
Source: RefSeq, a predicted model, not a curated record
CAUUUGUGAAAAACCUGGAAAACUUUUUUAUAUACGUGAACGCGAUAUAGUUUUCGAGCAGAACAAGUAAAUCCACCAAACAACUGCUGCAAAAAAUUGUAAAUUUUCGUCCAAAAUCAGUGUGAUUCCAGUGGAAAAUCAAACCAGCUGCAACGCAAUGAUACCACAGAGCCGAUUAGAGUUAGGUUUUCGUAUCCGGGUUGGUCAACACUACGGAACAGUACGUUACAUCGGAGAGGUCGCAAACACUGACGGUGAAUGGAUCGGUGUGGAAUGGGACGAUCCCCAAAGAGGAAAACAUUCCGGAACGGUAAAUGGCGUAGAGUACUUCCUGACAAGGUCAGUACGUGUCACUUGUAUUAAGGAAGGAGAUGAAAACGCAGGAUCGAUGAUACGUAGCGAAAAGAUUCCCUCAUUUAUGACGCUGUUGGAAGCUAUAAAUGAUAAAUAUAUUAUGACAAAGGAUACUUUGGGUUUGGAUGCGGAGAUGCUGAAAGAAGUGCAGAAGCAGAUGCAUGCCUCGUUGUUUGAGGUUGUUGGAAUGGAUAAAGUUGGUGGUAAACAGAGUGAUUUGAGUCACUUGGUUGAUGUUUCGGUAGCAUAUUCACCGGUCAAUUCUGCGGGGGAUCUAACCCCCUUGACAAGUCUUUGUUCGCUUGAUGUCUCAGCAACUCUGCUUUGGAAUUGGAAAAUUGUCGGCGACAUUGUAACACAAAUUCCAACUUUACAGGAAAUCAAUCUUUCGAAUAAUCGAUUAAUCAGACCGUCGGAUGAGGAUAUCUGUUCUUUGGUUACUAAAUUCCAUGGCUUGAAAAAACUUAUAUUGAAAAAGUGUGCACUCAGCUCCUGGCCCGAGUUAUUACGUUUGGCUCGAUUGUGGCCGAUGAUUGAAUCUCUUUCUCUAGAAGACAACGGACUGCGUUUAAUCACUGAGGAAAGCUACGAAAUGGCAUUGACAAACUUGCAACGAUUGGAUCUUCAAAACAAUCAGAUUAACGAUCCGCAGUCUAUUAAAGCCUUGGGCUGGCUGCCGGCAUUGAAAGAGUUAUCGCUUAAUGCGAACGAAAUUCGUCAGAUUGUUUUUAAUGAGGAUAUCCCCCACACGGAAAAAAUUGCUCUCUUUCCCAAGCUGCGGGUUCUAUACUUGCGUGAGAAUCCCAUCGCAAAUCAAUGUGUAACCUUCAACGAGCUGGAUAAACUAGCUGCAUUGGAGCAUUUAACUAUGGACCCGGACCCGAGCGUGAGUUACGAGGAAACGGUUUCCCGUGCCGUCGGAUCCAUCGCUGGACUGAAGACAUUUAAUCGUGCCUCCGUCGCAGAGAAAUUGCGUCGUGAUUCGGAAUGUGAUAUGUGGAAAAUGUACGCCGUGCAAUGGUGUCUAGUGCGGAAUGAUGCCCAACAAUUGAAAGCAUUUUUUAAGGCCCAUAGAAUGUAUCCGCGUGUAAUGGAGAGACUAGGCAGCCCCGAGCAAUUUCUUCCCGAUACUCGUAAAGUGUCCAACAUGCUGAAUCUCCACUUACUGAACGAACGUACCGGUGAAAUUCACAAGAAAAAAGUCCCUAAGCAAAUCAACCUACAGACGUUGGAGAAUUUGAUCGUUAAAUUGUUUGGACCCCCGGCGGAUCGGCAAGGUGGUCUACACCUGUCACUACUGGAUAGAAAGCGGGAUGUCCGAAUUCCGUUGGAAAAACAUGGCAAGAGCUUGGAUUUCUAUUCUGUCGAAGAUCAGGAUACCAUUGUGUUCUAGUAUUGCAUUGUAACGAGAAACCAUGUUUCAGAACUUUUAAGAAAAUUGAAAAAAGAUUAAUUAUAUGCAUAUUUAUUUGCCUGUUAGCA